AUGUCGGCCACACAGACUCAGAUGGCGCCGUCGAAGCCUGCCGCCGCCGCCGCCGCCGCUGCCAAGGAGGAGCCCGAGAUUCCUCAGCUCACGUACGCCAUCGCGCAGACGGCCCAGGAGAAGCGCGAUGCUCUGCGCCUCGUCGCCGACACCAUCGCGCAACAGCGCCAGGUCGCGUCCUCGACCAUGAUCUUCCACCCGGCUGUUCUGGGGCCCUUUGCGGCCCUGCUCGCCGGGGUCGCGUACCAAGGCCGCAGCGACUGGGCCGGCACCGUCAUCCUCGUCUCGGGCAUCAUCGUCGCCUACCUAGCAGCCAUACAGUACUACACCUACGGCUACGUGCAGCGCGCCGAGAACUUCAACUGGCACAGCUUCAUCACGCCCGCGACCGACAAGCCCGCGCAGCAGGAGGACACGGUCAUGUACGCCCGCUACGCCGACCACAUCAUCGCCACGCUCGUGCUGCGCCUGGACAAGGCCAAGAACCCGCACAAGACGGCCGCAUCGCAGCAGCAGCGUGGAAACGGCUCGACGGCGCAGGUUCGCGCCUGGGCUACGCGCUUGCGCUACCGAGGCACAGGCGUCGGCGGUGACAUGCUGCGCAAUGCCGUAGGCCUUGCCCGCUCCUCACUGGGCCCCGCGGUUGUCGUUGAAUUCAGCCAUCCUCAUGCGCACACUGUUGAUACCACCAAGUACUUUACUGCACCCUUUGCGCGGCGCGAAAAGAGAGCGCGACAAGCCCUCGCGCAGGCCAUCAAGGAUGUCGACGCAGCGGCCAAUCAAUGA
Molecule: messenger RNA, 786 nt
Organism: Cordyceps militaris CM01
Lineage: Eukaryota; Fungi; Ascomycota; Sordariomycetes; Hypocreales; Cordycipitaceae
Product: acetyltransferase, GNAT family
Exons: 1
Coding region: 1-786 (261 amino acids)
Source: RefSeq, a predicted model, not a curated record